Messenger RNA from Formica exsecta, 2473 nucleotides. Its product is annotated as sodium-dependent nutrient amino acid transporter 1-like. Gene Ontology annotation, molecular function: L-amino acid transmembrane transporter activity. Gene Ontology annotation, biological process: sodium ion transmembrane transport. Bases 114 to 2054 code for a protein of 646 amino acids. NCBI's taxonomy places the organism in Eukaryota, Metazoa, Arthropoda, Insecta, Hymenoptera, Formicidae. The transcript is spliced from 9 exons. The record is from RefSeq and is a predicted model, not a curated record. Gene Ontology annotation, cellular component: membrane.
UCGUUAGUAACAUCGACGUUCGAGAUAUCUAUUCGGAACUUGGUGUUGAUCGCGUCCCAGUUUUUGGUCGAGUCGCAGCGAAGGCUGUUUCCAAUUCUCGCGCCUCUCUCAACAUGACCGCUAUGUACGAAACAAAGGACGAAAAGGAACGGGGCCUCGAUAAUGUCGCUUUCCAAAUAGACGAGCCUCAUAUCGUCAAAAAUGGCAGGAGAACGUAUUAUCCCGGAGGCUCGACGAGCAUCCUGGAUGUGGAGGCCAUCGAGUCAGAAAAGGAACGCGCGACAUGGAACAACAGCGUGGAAUUUCUCAUGUCGUGUAUCGCCGUGUCGGUCGGUUUUGGCAAUAUCUGGCGAUUCCCGUUCACGGCUUACGAGAACGGCGGUGGUGCCUUUCUCAUACCGUACGUGAUUUUGCUCUUUCUGGUGGGAAAACCAUUCUAUUUCCUGGAGAUGAUUAUCGGACAGUUUUCCGGCAAUUCGUCCGUCAAAGUCUGGAGCAUGUCGCCGGGUUUCAUUGGAGUCGGAUGGGCGCAGUUCUGCUCGACUGUCGCGUUAGCGACCUACUACAGCUCACUGAUGGCGUUGACAUUUUAUUAUCUGAUCGCUUCUUUUUCCGCCGAGUUACCUUGGGCUACUUGUCUAAAGGAAUGGGGCGACACAUGUGUCGACUCAAGUACAAAGAGAAAUCACAGUACAGCGGAAGGAAGCGUCGAUAUCCUCGAUAAUCUCUUAAACGGCAGCAGCAAGCAAAGCUCGGCCGAAUUAUACUUUUCACGAGUGGUUUUGCACGAAAAAGAGAGUAUCGACGAUGGAAUCGGAUGGCCGGAUUGGAAAUUGACGCUUUGCCUUCUUGCCAGCUGGGCGACGGUUUGCAUGAUACUCUUUCAAGGUGUAAAAAGCUCCGGGAGAUUUUCCUAUUUUCUUGCCAUUUUUCCGUACAUCGUGUUGAUCUCACUGCUGAUUCGCGCGGUUACAUUGGAUGGCGCGAUGAACGGGAUCCUCUACUUUAUUACCCCGAAAUGGUCGAAACUCUUGGAACCGACCGUCUGGUACGCCGCAGUAACGCAGUGUUUCUUCUCGCUUUCCGUAUGCUUCGGUAGCAUCAUUACAUACUCUUCGCACAACAGCUUCAAGCACAACAUCUACAGAGACGUGAUAAUAAUUACCUCGCUGGAUACAAUUACGAGUUUCUUGGCUGGCUGCACGAUAUUCGGGAUUCUCGGCAAUCUGGCGUACGAGUUAGGAAUAGAAGAUAUAUCCAAAGUAGUCAAAGGUGGAGCUGGUCUAGCAUUUAUAUCUUAUCCAGACGCGAUAGCAAAGAUAAAAAUUUUAUUGCAGCUAUUUGCCGUACUGUUUUUCGUAAUGAUGUUUGUCCUUGGUGUCGGUAGUGCUGUGGGAAUGAUGACUGGAAUUAUUACAGUAAUAAACGAACAAUUUCCAAAGCUGAAGACUUGGCAAAUUGUUGUUCCGACCUGUUUUCUAGGAUUCUUAAUUGGCACAGUUUAUGUAACACCAGGUGGUCAGUUUAUCCUAACUUUAGUAGAUUAUUACGGUACUUCAUUCGUCGUUUUCAUCUUGGCAUCAUUUGAGAUGACCGGAGUGAUAUGGAUAUAUGGAUUUGAAAACUUUUUGGAGGAUUUGGAAUUUAUGCUGGACCGACAACCGAGCAUCUAUUGGAGGAUAUGUUGGUUUAUAGUUACGCCAUUGAUUUUAAUAGCGAUCUUUAUUUAUACAGUAGUUACUUUGUCGCCUUUAACUUAUGGUGGAAGAUUAUUGCCGGAAUCUGCACAUGCCGCCGGAUGGACGAUACUUUGCAUAGGUGUUCUUCAGAUACCGCUAUGGAUGCUGAUUGCGAUGCUGAAGAAUCGAAAAUUGCCGCUCGCGCAGAUGUUGAAGAGAGGUUUCGUACCUGCGAACGGAUGGGGUCCACGAGAAGUGCAGCAGUGCAAAGAUUGGAAAAUCUUCAAGGAGGAGAGAGCAAGAGCUCGAGAGAAGCGAAUUCAGCCAAUCUGGAAACAGAUACUUUACAUUCUUUUAAACAUGGAACCAAAGUAGAACGUACAAUUUUAUAUAUACUAUACGAAUUUGUACAGUCGUUUCUGCCGUGACAGGAUCCCCAUGGCAGGAUUGAGAGAGAUUUAAUUUCUCAACUAUGCACAUGAAAAUUAUUGUACUUUAUAUUUAUUUCACGUCGCGACAAGAUUGCCAGAUGAUAAUUUUAUACAGGUUUCAUAAGGUCAUUAAAUUGAAAGAAAUAUCACUUUAUACAAUACAUAUAUUUAAUAUAAUAUAUUAGAUAAUUCCCCAUGCAGUUGUGUUCAGUAAUACUGUAGUUAGAAAGCCAAUAUACAUACGUAGUUGGCUUCAUUAACGCGCGCUUUCGUAUAAAUUCAUUUCCGUUUGUAUAUAUAAUAUUACAUGCACUAUGUGUAACGUCCAAUUCGCAAUAAAGAGCUGCGAUAUAGUUUUGAAAU